AAGUUCCGCCAAGCGCAGGAAGUGACGCGACCUGUGUGCGGCGAUGGCGCUGGAGACGGUGCCCAAGGACCUGCGGCACCUGAGGGCCUGUCUGCUCUGCUCCCUGGUGAAGACCAUCGACCAGUUCGAGUACGACGGGUGCGACAACUGCGACGCCUACCUGCAGAUGAAGGGCAACCGCGAGAUGGUCUACGACUGCACCAGCUCCUCCUUCGACGGGAUCAUUGCUAUGAUGAGCCCUGAGGACAGCUGGGUUUCCAAGUGGCAGCGAAUCAGUAACUUCAAGCCUGGUGUGUAUGCGGUGUCCGUUACUGGUCGUCUGCCUCAAGGGAUUGUACGGGAGCUGAAGAGCCGAGGCGUGGCCUACAAAUCCCGAGACACAGCAAUAAAGACCUAAGGAGCCAUUAAGUCACAUAGAGGAGUCCUUGGUGCUCUGCCAGCAUUCCUGUUGCAUAUAUGUUGGAGUACAGAGACUGCUCUAGAGCACUGUUCUGGUGGUUUUCAGCACUAGAGUAGGGAAAAGCAAGCGGGAACUUGCAUCGGGGGUCCUUGGAUCAACUCUAUCCUGUCUGUGUUCUGGACUCUUCUGAUACCACUCCUUUUGCCCAGAGAAUAGCAAUAAAGAAUCUGAUGGGGUGGGGGGGGGGGCAGGCCUCAUGACCUGAAAGGGGGGAAGAGAAGGGGGGGGGGGCCGUACUUGUGAUUUUUUUUUUUGUAAAUAUACCCAAUAAAUCAAACAAGGUUCCUUGGGUGAAUUUGAUAUCUUUUAUUAGACCAACCCAAAUGGUUGGAGAAUAAUUAUUAAGCAAGCUUUCGGGUUCAAAAACCCUUCGUCAGGCUAAGGAAGCUUCAGCAGUUGCUGCGUGCUCUUCCUGGAUGGAAUGAAGAGUAAACAAGCCAGGGGCUGGGCUGGGCGGGGGAGUCAGUUGCCAGGCAGAUUGUAAUGUAUCAAAAAUCCAAUGUCUGUGUUUAGUCCCUGAUCUCUAGUAUCCAGCAGGUUGAUGAAAUGGAGCUCAUAGGCUCGUCUCUGGGAAGUGUUGUGUAAGUUUCCGUUGAGGAUCAGGACUGAGAGAUUGGAGAGACAUUUCUUGUCAUGGCACAGUCUGGAUCCUUUUGGUGUGUUCUGGGGUUGAGGAAGUUUGCUUCUGGUGAUGAGGUUGGUGAGGUUCGGUGCUUGUCUGAAGGCUAGGAUGGGUGGCUCUGGGAAGAUCUUUUUAAGAAUAGGGUCUUUUUCUAAUAUGGGUUGCAAUUUUUUGAGGAUUUUCCGUACAGGUUCAAGGGAGGGGUGAUAGGUCAUAACCAGCAGUGUGCGAUUUGUGGGUGUUUUUCUUCUGUACUGCAGCAGUUCUUCACGUGGUAUCCAGGUGGCUCUUUCAAACGUGCAAUCUACCGCUCUGGAGGAGUGUCCUUGCUGGGUGAAAGCCUUUUUAAGAUUGGUGAGGUGGCAAUCCCGGGUGUUCUCUUCAGUACAGAUGCGGUGGUAUCUGAGGGCUUGGCUGUAUAUCACAGCUUUUUUGGUGUGUUUAGGGUGAUUGCUGGUUCUGUGCAGAUAUGUAUGUUGGUCUGUGGGUUUCUUGUAUACUGUGGUCUGUAUUUUACCCUUCUGGAUACUGAUCCUUGUGUCUAAGAAGGGGGUGUUGGUGUUGGAGUAUUCUAAAGAAAGUCGGAUGGAGGGAUGGUGACUGUUGAAUUUCUGGUGGAACUCAAUUAGAGAUUCCAGGUUCUCGCUCCAAAUGAUGAAGAUGUCAUUGAUAUAUCAUAAGUACAGCAAGGGUUUGAUGGUGCAGUUCUUGAGGACGUCUUCUUCCAGGUGGCUCAUAAAAAGGUUGGCAUACUGUGGGGCCAUUUUAGUGCCCAUAGCUGUUCCCAUCAUCUGGAGGAAGUGUUGAUUAUUAAAAGUGAAAUUGUUGUGUGUGAGGAUGAAGUGUAUAAGCUCAGUGAUAUCUUUGGGUCUGUAUUCUAGGUUGUAAUCUUGUUCCUGUAGAUAUGUAAGGCAGGCAUGGAUGCCAUCCUGGUGUGGGAUGUUGGUGUAUAGGCUGGUAAUGUCCAUGGUGGCUAGGAGUGUGUUGCUGGGAAGGUGCUCUAUGUUUUUAAGUUUCUGUAGUAAGUCUGUGGUGUCUUGGACAAAACUUGCUCUGUGGGUGACAAGCGGUUUUAGGAUGGAUUCAACAAAACCUGAUAUUUCUAGACCGUGCCACGACAAGAAAUGCAAAACCUGCCCCCACAUCUCCACCACCUCCACUAUUACUACACCCCACAACAGAGCCAUCAGCAUCCCAGGAUCUUACAGCUGCACCUCCAGGAAUGUAGUAUACCUCAUCCAAUGCACCAAAUGCCUUGAUGGAAGAUAUGUAGGAGAGACCAGACAACAACUGCGCACCAGAAUGAACGCACACCGAAAAUCUAUCAAAGACAGAAACACCCAAUUACCAGUGGGGGCACAUUUCUCACAGGAGGGCCACUCUCUCUCCAAUCUCUCAGUCCUGAUCCUCAAGGAAAACUUACACAACACUUCCCAGAGAUGAGCCUAUGAGCUCCAUUUCAUCAACCUGUUGGAUACUAGAGAUCAGGGACUAAACAUAGACCUUGGAUUUUUGAUACAUUACAAUCUGCCUGACAACUGACUCCCCAGCCCAGCCCAGCCCAGCCCCUGGCUGCUUUACUUCUCAUUCCAUCCAGGAAGAGCACACAGCAACUGCUGCAGCCUCCUUAGCCUGACGAAGGGUUUUUGAACCCGAAAGCUUGCUUAAUAACUAUUCUCCAACCAUUUGGGUUGGUCUAAUAAAAGAUAUCAAAUUCACCCAAGGAACCUUGUCUGCCUAUAUCCUUAGACCAACACGGCUACAACCUAAACCCAAUAAAUCAUGCACUCAGUUGUUUGCCA
Molecule: messenger RNA, 2884 nt
Organism: Alligator mississippiensis (American alligator)
Lineage: Eukaryota; Metazoa; Chordata; Crocodylia; Alligatoridae
Gene: SUPT4H1
Product: SPT4 homolog, DSIF elongation factor subunit
Exons: 5
Coding region: 44-397 (117 amino acids)
Biological process (GO): mRNA processing; chromatin organization; positive regulation of DNA-templated transcription, elongation
Cellular component (GO): DSIF complex; nucleus
Molecular function (GO): zinc ion binding; RNA polymerase II complex binding
Source: RefSeq, a predicted model, not a curated record